AUGCGUUGUACCAUGGCAGCCUGCCCCCUAUCCUGCCUCCUCCUCUCCUUCCUCCUGACGAGGUCCAGCCUGGCCCAGGACCUCACUGGCUCCAACACCAUUGACACGGACACCAUCCAAACUCAGACAGCCAAUCAAACAGCUCCGAUGACCCCCACCACAGCGGAGCCCGUCACCAUGCUAGUAACCACAGAGUUCGGUGGCGUGUCGACGCCUAGUGGUGACAUUGCGGAUGAUGAGGACGUCAUCCCGACCAAAGGCACCCUUUGCCAAGGUUACUACGACGUGAUGGGCCAGUGGGACCCACCUUUCAACUGCAACAUGGGCGUUUUCCUGUACUGCUGCGGCACCUGCUUCUACCGCUUCUGCUGCCAGUUCAGAGGGCAGCGCCUCGACCAGAGCAUCUGUUCAAACUAUGACACGCCCAUCUGGGCCAACACGGGCAAGCCCAUCACCACGGUGACCGAGGACCACAGUGACCAGGAGAGGGAUCGAACCCACAUGAUCGUCUAUAUCAUCUGUGGGGGGGUGGCCAUCAUGGUGCUGAUGGGCAUCUUCACCAAGCUGGGCCUGGAGAAGAUCAGGGGAUCAGCAGGGGCACAGAACGACGUCAGCAACACCAGGGAAUAUGACCUGUUCCAGAAGUUGAGAUGGAGAGAGAGAGAGCGAGGAGAAGAAAGGCACAAAGGAAGAGAAACAAAGAGAGGGAGGAGAUCACAAUAUGACCAGAGGACCAUAACAGAGCUUAUGAAGCAACCCGGAGGAGAGGUGGGCUCAGUGGAAAGUACAAUCACCAACCCCCCUAUCGGAACCAACGGCAUCUCAGCUAGGAUGCUACGCAGCCGCAGCGAGCACUACCACCUGAACAAUUCAGCCUUCUAUCCAGGAAUGUCUCACCCCCACAGCAACCUCAGUGGACUGGGCCUCAACAAGUACACCUCCCUCAGGGCUGUGGCGGACACUGCCUCUGGGGGUUACUAUAAGAGCUACCCUUUGAUGGACUUCUCCCAGUACCAGGCAGGACCUUCAGCCUUCCAGCCCAUCACUCUGCACCCCAAAGACAAGUCCUACUUACACCAAGACCACCACCAGCUCCCCUCCCAGCACAACCUCCAUGCCCCCCUCUCCAUCUCCAUCCCCCAGAGCCACCUGGAGAGGUCCUGUUUGCCCAAGACCAUCAGCCACCCCCUGUUCUCCAGCUCAGCCUUCAAAGUCUGGGACACCAGUGGAUGCCACAUCCAGAGGCAGACCUCACACCCUGGGCACAUCUCGGCCCACCGGCAUGCCCACUCCACCAGGAGACAGCACAGUGUAGAGAAUUUCCCGGAGCUGUUCAACCACCCUGUGCCGUACAGCUACCCAUCCUCCUUCCACCACACCAGGCAUAAGAGCUACUCCACCAACAGCAAGACGGAGGUCACUGUCUGA
Molecule: messenger RNA, 1428 nt
Organism: Oncorhynchus masou masou (cherry salmon)
Lineage: Eukaryota; Metazoa; Chordata; Actinopteri; Salmoniformes; Salmonidae
Product: protein shisa-9-like
Exons: 5
Coding region: 1-1428 (475 amino acids)
Biological process (GO): regulation of AMPA receptor activity; regulation of short-term neuronal synaptic plasticity
Cellular component (GO): postsynaptic density; dendritic spine membrane; AMPA glutamate receptor complex
Source: RefSeq, a predicted model, not a curated record